AUGGGGCGAGGCCGUGCCACUCCCACAUCGAAAUCUGCGCGUCGCUCGGUUGCUCGGGCUCCAAGUGCAUCCUACGCUCGCCGGCAUCCCAUGAUUACUCGAAGCAAAACUGUCCAGGUUGCCACACGCGUUAUUUCGGACCCCACGCCUCUUUCUGCCCCCAAUGCCACUGAUGUGGACUCUGCUAUCGCUUUCAAUGCCGACGUCAUUAAUGUUUCACCACCACUUGACACAAUUUCUCCUACCCCAUUAUCCAUCGCCGAUCCUAUUUCCUCGGAUGAUCCAACUCAUCAUCCACUGACUGACGAAGACGAUCGUGAUGACGAGUUCCACGACGAAGUGCGGAUGUAUCUUGACUACUCAUCUGAUAUAUUGAGGGCCCAGGCUGAAGAAGUUAAGUUGCUUCGUCGGGAAGUUGCUUCAGCCCGCGAAGAAAAGGCUGUCUUGAAAAACAAACACGCGGCGGACGUAGCCGCUAGAGAAGAGGAGUACCGCUGCCCGAUUUGCUAUGAAUUAUUGUGGGAUCCGUAUGUGUGA
Messenger RNA from Lentinula edodes (shiitake mushroom), 537 nucleotides. RefSeq lists its product as uncharacterized. NCBI's taxonomy places the organism in Eukaryota, Fungi, Basidiomycota, Agaricomycetes, Agaricales, Omphalotaceae. The record is from RefSeq and is a predicted model, not a curated record. Bases 1 to 537 code for a protein of 178 amino acids. The transcript is spliced from 2 exons.